AUGACGCUACACCAGAUCGAAAUGUGUGGCGUGAAGUCUCUUGAGGCGGGCUACCACCUCUUUUCCGUCGAUGCAGUGCCAUCGAAUCCUGGGCCCGCGCAGACAUAUGAGAAUAAGAUCAAAUGGGUUGCGAUUAUGAAAAUAUUUCUGGAAUACGGCGCAGAUGUCAAUGCCAGUUUCCCAGAGACCAGGCUCGACUUGUGCGAUCCUCCAGCGGACAUGGACCAGACUACGUCUCUGCGCUUCAAAACACUAGAGCCUGAGCAGACGUUGCGGGACGUGCUGAGCCUCAACAGCGAGUACAAUAGCGAGUAUAGAGAGUAUCUAGGGAUCAUCGAGGAGAAGCGCAAUAUACAACCGCGCCAAGUAGCGGAAGCGCCCAUGUCCCCCCAGCUCAUGCCCGUAUCGGCGACACCCGAGUCGCCAAGUAAGAUGCCGAGGCUUGACCGUCUUUCGCAGUCUUCAACUCGUUCAUGCGCACAGCCAGAGACGGGUGGUGUCAGGACAAUUGAUACCGAGGAAGGGCAGCCGCCGGGGGAUCAUGCUCAAAGACGGACUUCUCGGUCCACCCAAGAACAGCCUUCCGAGGAAAGUCAACCAGACCAAGAGGUUCAGCGGAAUAGGUGGUCUCGUUUACGACAGGGGAUUAGUCGUUUCGGGCAUAGCCGGACCCCUAAGUAG
Messenger RNA from Metarhizium brunneum ARSEF 3297, 681 nucleotides. RefSeq lists its product as uncharacterized. Lineage: Eukaryota; Fungi; Ascomycota; Sordariomycetes; Hypocreales; Clavicipitaceae. The record is from RefSeq and is a predicted model, not a curated record.